GCGUCCCAGAAACUCCGGCAGGACCCCGACGGGACCGGCGCGCCGGCCCGGACCCGCAGCCCCGCGCGGCUAUGCCCGGUGCCCCCUUCCCUGCCGGUCGCUCGUCCUGCGCCGCAGCCCGGCCCCCGACGGCCUCGCGUUGAGAUGACUUUCCGCGACCUCCUGAGCGUCACUUUCGAGGGACCCCGGCCGGACAUCAGCGCCGGGGGCUCGGGCGCGGGCGGCGGCGCCGGCGCGGGCGACACGGCUUCCUCGGAGAGCCCGGCGGUGGGCGGCGUGCCGGGAGCGGCAGGGGGCGGCGGCGGCGGCAGCGUGGUGGGCGCGGGCAGCGGCGAGGACAACCGGAGUUCGGCGGGGGAGCCGGGGGGCGCGGGCGGCGGCGGCGAGGUGAACGGCACGGCGGCCGUCGGGGGCCUGGUAGUGAGCGCGCAGAGCGUAGGUGUGGGGGUCUUCCUGGCAGCCUUCAUCCUCACGGCCGUGGCGGGCAACCUGCUUGUCAUCCUCUCGGUGGCCUGCAACCGCCACCUACAGACCGUCACCAACUACUUCAUCGUGAACCUGGCCGUGGCCGACCUGCUGCUGAGCGCCACGGUGCUGCCCUUCUCGGCCACCAUGGAGGUUCUGGGCUUCUGGGCGUUCGGCCGGGCCUUCUGCGACGUGUGGGCCGCCGUGGACGUGCUGUGCUGCACCGCCUCCAUCCUCAGCCUCUGCACCAUCUCUGUGGACCGGUACGUGGGUGUGCGCCACUCGCUCAAAUACCCGGCCAUCAUGACGGAGCGCAAGGCGGCCGCCAUCCUGGCGCUGCUCUGGGCCGUGGCGCUCGUGGUGUCCAUGGGGCCGCUGCUGGGCUGGAAGGAGCCGGUGCCCCCGGACGAGCGCUUCUGCGGUAUCACCGAGGAGGUGGGCUACGCCGUCUUCUCCUCGCUGUGCUCCUUCUACCUGCCCAUGGCGGUCAUCGUGGUCAUGUACUGCCGCGUGUACGUGGUCGCGCGCAGCACCACGCGCAGCCUGGAGGCGGGCGUCAAGCGCGAGCGCGGCAAGGCCUCCGAGGUGGUGCUGCGCAUCCACUGUCGCGGUGCAGCCAGCGGCGCCGACGGGGCGCCCGGGACGCGCGGCGCCAAGGGCCACACGUUCCGCAGCUCGCUCUCCGUGCGCCUGCUCAAGUUCUCCCGCGAGAAGAAGGCGGCCAAGACGCUGGCCAUCGUCGUGGGCGUCUUCGUGCUCUGCUGGUUCCCCUUCUUCUUCGUGCUGCCGCUCGGCUCCCUGUUCCCGCAGCUGAAGCCGUCCGAGGGCGUUUUCAAGGUCAUCUUCUGGCUGGGCUACUUCAACAGCUGCGUGAACCCACUCAUCUACCCCUGCUCCAGCCGCGAGUUCAAGCGCGCCUUCCUCCGCCUGCUGCGCUGCCAGUGCCGGCGCCGCCGCCGCCGCCGCCCGCUCUGGCGCGUCUACGGCCACCACUGGCGGGCCUCGGCCGGAGGCGGCCCGCACCCCGACUGCGCCCUCAGCGCGGGCGCCGCGCUCCCCGGAGCCGCCCUGGCCCUCACCGCGCCGCCGGCCCCCAGCUCCGCCGCCGCGCCCGAGGGGCAGGCUGCGGGCGCCGGCCGUCGAAAGCCGCCCUGCGCCUUCCGCGAGUGGCGGCUGCUAGGGCCCCUGCGGCGGCCCACCACGCAGCUGCGGGCCAAGGUCUCCAGCCUGUCGCACAAGAUCCGCGCCGGCGGCGCGCAGCGCGCGGAGGCCGCGUGCGCUCUGCGCUCGGAGGUGGAGGCCGUGGCGCUGAGCGUCGCCCGCGAUGUGGCCGAGGACAACACCUGCCAGGCCUACGAGUUGGCCGACUACCGCAACCUCCGCGAGACUGACAUUUAA
Messenger RNA from Oryctolagus cuniculus (rabbit), 1863 nucleotides. It is a transcript of the gene ADRA1D, whose product is annotated as adrenoceptor alpha 1D. Gene Ontology annotation, cellular component: plasma membrane. The record is from RefSeq and is marked validated. Gene Ontology annotation, molecular function: alpha1-adrenergic receptor activity. Lineage: Eukaryota; Metazoa; Chordata; Mammalia; Lagomorpha; Leporidae. Gene Ontology annotation, biological process: phospholipase C-activating G protein-coupled receptor signaling pathway; positive regulation of MAPK cascade; positive regulation of vasoconstriction.